Schizophyllum commune H4-8 is the source of this 1049-nucleotide messenger RNA. RefSeq lists its product as uncharacterized. The record is from RefSeq and is a predicted model, not a curated record. Lineage: Eukaryota; Fungi; Basidiomycota; Agaricomycetes; Agaricales; Schizophyllaceae. The transcript is spliced from 5 exons. Gene Ontology annotation, molecular function: protein heterodimerization activity; DNA binding; TBP-class protein binding. Gene Ontology annotation, cellular component: SLIK (SAGA-like) complex; transcription factor TFIID complex; SAGA complex. Bases 76 to 945 code for a protein of 289 amino acids. Gene Ontology annotation, biological process: RNA polymerase II preinitiation complex assembly; DNA-templated transcription initiation.
CAAGCUUCGACUUCGCAGCCAGCGGCCCCCGCUGCGGGAUCAUCAACAUCUGCAGCCCCAGUACCACAUGCACCGAUGAACCCUGUCGAUCUAUACCAAGAACUGUAUGAGAAGCUGAAGAGCAAUCCUGGUCAGCAGAGCGUGCAGGUCAUCCAAGAGAUGGCGACGCUGCUGAAGACGGGGAAGCUGCGGCCGGAGCAGAUUGCGCAGUUCAAAAGCCUGGCGGAGAUGCUCGUCAAACAGCACAAGGCUUCCGAUGGUGCGGCGCAGGCCUCACAAACUCCCCAACCUGCUCAGACGCAACCUGUCGCCCCCAUUUCCCACCCUACCACCCCUGCUCCCCAGCCAAUGCUUGGCGAUCCGCCAGCAUCCAGCGCCGGCUACCCCAUAAGCGCCACUGUCAGUGCCACGGACCCCGGCCCUGUCCAAUGGCAGACCGCGCGCUCGACGAUCACUGGUGGCUACGCCGCGGGUCGCGUCGCGGGCACGCCCGCGCAGAUCAGAAUGUCAGGCGAGGACUCGUUGAGCUUGGACGAGAAUCGGAGGAAGAGGAACACGCCGGGGGAUCAAAGCAUGAGGCGGUCAAUACAGGACCUGGUGGCCAGUGUGGACCCGAAUGUCAAGAUCGAGCCGGAGGUGGAGGAUCUGCUACUAAAUAUUGCUGACGAAUUCAUCGACUCUGUCACUAAUUUCUCUUGCCGUCUCGCCAGGCAUCGCGGGGGUGACACGCUCGAGGUGAAGGACUUGCAAUUGCAUCUAGAACGCAACCACAAUAUUCGUAUUCCCGGCUUCUCUGACGAGACGCGUGUCUCCCUUCCGCAGUCCAACUCGACCGCAGGCGCUGCCGGUGGGCUCAAGAAGGGCAUGCAAGGUGGUGGCAUGUCGCUCAGGGCACAGCGGCUCGCGCAGGUGCAAGCGGCGAAGAGGGAGAACAAGUUGAUGUGAGGGUGGCUCGUCACGCGUGUGUAGUUGUGUUCCUGUAAUCAUAUUUCUUGGACUGUCUUAUGUAUCGCUAUCGCAUCUGAGCUCACACUGCUCUUGGUCACGUC